AUGGCUAUUGAAAACGCCGCCGUCGACACAAAUUCCAAGGGCGGCCCCAUUGCCGACUUUGCGUUUGACGAGUCCCUCAUCGAAUGGAGCGUCCCAAAAUCCGACUGGCUCGAGAUCCACGGCAAGGACUUUGGCGGCGUGGCCACAUCGGCGCUCAUCUUCGACGCGCAAGGCCGCGUCCUGCUCGUGCAAAGGGCGGCGCACGACAGCAUGCCGAAUCUCUGGGAGACGCCAGGCGGCGCGGUGGAUUCGGGCGACGGGUCGAUCCUGGCGGGGUGUGCGCGGGAGGUGAGGGAGGAGGUUGGGCUUGUGGCGCGGAGGAUGCGGCGGCUUGUUACGGAGGGGGAGGGGAGGGAGAGAUGGUCUGUGUUUACGAACCGGGACGGGACGAGGGUGUUUUGCAGCUUUGCGUUUGAGGUUGAGGUUGAGGGGGGGGAAGAGGUUGUGCUUGAUGCGGAGGAGCAUCAGGCGUUUGUUUGGGCGGGGGAGGAGGAUGUUGUGAGGGGGGUUGUGGAGGGGAGGAGGAUUGAGUUGACUCAUUUGAUGGUGAGGAAUAGGUUGAUGGAGGCGUUUCGGAUGAGGAGGGAGGAUGGGGUGAAAUGA
Messenger RNA from Trichoderma virens Gv29-8, 603 nucleotides. RefSeq lists its product as uncharacterized. The record is from RefSeq and is a predicted model, not a curated record. The transcript has a single exon. NCBI's taxonomy places the organism in Eukaryota, Fungi, Ascomycota, Sordariomycetes, Hypocreales, Hypocreaceae. The coding region runs from base 1 to 603 and encodes 200 amino acids.